UUACUCCCAGUGCAUAGUAAACUACAAUAAUAAAACCUCGGAUUUCAUUUUCCUCCCCCAUUACCGCACGACCCGACCCGACCCGAUUAAAGAUUCUCACCGUCGCCGGCGACCCACUACCCAAUGCCGCUCACCGUCCGACGAUCAUUCUGUCUACUCGCUGCCGUCAUCCUCUUCCUCUCGCCGGCGCUCGCUUCCGAGUCCGAUCACAAGUAUCAACCCGAUGAACCUGUCACCCUUUGGGUAAAUAAAGUAGGGCCAUACCAUAAUCCGCAAGAAACAUACAAUUAUUACAGCCUUCCAUUUUGUCAUCCAUCAGGCAAUGCUGCUCACAAGUGGGGUGGUCUUGGUGAGGUAUUGGGUGGAAAUGAGCUUAUUGAUAGUCUGAUUGACAUAAAAUUCAAAAAACCGGUGGAGAAGACUACCAUUUGUGAGCUUGAACUUGAUGAAGAAAAAGUCAAACAAUUCAAGGAUGCUAUUGAAAAUAAUUACUGGUUUGAAUUUUUCAUGGAUGAUCUGCCUUUAUGGGGCUUUGUUGGUGAGCUACAUUCUGAAAGAAAUGGUGACAACAAGCAUGUGCUCUAUACACACAAAAUCAUAAAUGUGUUGUACAACAAAGAUCAAAUCAUUCAAGUAAACCUAACUCAACAGAACCCAAAACCCUUGGAAGUGGGAAGUACGUUGGACAUGACGUACUCUGUGAAAUGGAAUCCAACAGAUAUAACUUUUGCACGCCGUUUUGAUGUCUACCUCGACUACCCAUUUUUUGAGCAUCAGAUACAUUGGUUCUCCAUUUUCAAUUCCUUCAUGAUGGUUAUGUUUCUUACCGGUCUGGUAUCAAUGAUAUUGAUGCGAACUUUGCGAAAUGAUUAUGCUAAAUAUGCUCGUGAGGAUGACGAUCUAGAAACCCUGGAAAGAGAUGUCAAUGAAGAGUCUGGUUGGAAACUUGUUCAUGGAGACGUAUUUCGGACCCCUCGCAGCCUAGUUUUACUCUCUGCCCUUGUUGGAACCGGUGCACAACUGGCAUUGCUGGUUCUUCUUGUCAUCUUAUGUGCUAUUGUCGGAAUGUUGUAUGUCGGGCGAGGAGCAAUUGUCACUACUUUCAUAAUAUGUUAUGCUUUCACAUCAUUCAUUUCAGGCUAUGUCAGUGGUGGGAUGUAUUCUCGUCAUGGCGGUAAGAAUUGGAUCAAGUCGAUGAUUCUCACAGCUUCACUUUUCCCAUUCCUGUGCUUUGGGAUUGGCUUUAUUUUGAACACUAUUGCGAUAUUCUAUGGGUCCCUAGCAGCCAUCCCCUUUGGUACUAUGGUGGUUGUUUUUGUCAUAUGGGCUUUUAUUUCUUUUCCCCUAGCACUUUUGGGUACAGUUAUUGGAAGAAACUGGAGUGGUGCUCCGAACAAUCCAUGCCGUGUGAAAACCAUCCCUCGUCCGAUCCCAAACAAGAAGUGGUACCUGACAUCUUCUGUAGUCUCUAUGAUGGGAGGAUUGCUUCCCUUUGGCAGCAUAUUCAUUGAGAUGUACUUUGUUUUCACUUCCUUCUGGAAUUACAAGGUGUACUAUGUCUAUGGCUUUAUGCUUCUAGUUUUCCUGAUUCUUAUAAUUGUUACCGUGUGUGUAACAAUUGUAAGUAUAUACUUCCUGCUAAAUGCUGAGAAUUAUCACUGGCAGUGGACUUCCUUCUUUUCUGCAGCCUCAACAGCAGUUUAUGUGUAUUUUUACUCUAUAUAUUACUAUUAUGUUAAGACAAAGAUGUCAGGACUCUUCCAGACCAGCUUCUACUUCGGUUACACAUUGAUGUUUUGCCUUGGCUUAGGAAUUCUUUGCGGCGCUGUUGGUUACUUAGGCUCUAAUAUGUUUGUGAGGAGGAUUUACCGAAAUAUCAAGUGUGACUAGAUUUUGUCGGGAAGAGAAAAAUGGCAGUAGCAUCUCUGUGCUUUCUCAUACUCCAAAGGAAGCUUCUUGUUACUUUACCAGGUUCACAUUCAAUAGUGCCGUCAUCGCGAAUGAUGUGUAACUCAGGAUCAUGGGGAGGCCAAGAAAUCUUCCCCAUUCCCGGAGUUGUGUAAUGGAGUCUAGUUGCAUAAUUUAGAAUGCAGUAAUUAUUUUUGUAGUCAGAAAAGCUAGCACGAUAAUAGACUCUCCUGCACGUAGUUGUUUUCAUCAGUUAUCGGAAGAAAGAUUACACAGGAACGAGUCGUUGCCUGAUUUGAUUUCCACUUAUGCAUCAUAUCAUGCAGUUCCCAGUACACUUGAAUUGCAUAUUUUUCUUC
This is a messenger RNA of Sesamum indicum (sesame), 2267 nucleotides long. RefSeq names its product transmembrane 9 superfamily member 1. Gene Ontology annotation, cellular component: membrane. NCBI's taxonomy places the organism in Eukaryota, Viridiplantae, Streptophyta, Magnoliopsida, Lamiales, Pedaliaceae. The record is from RefSeq and is a predicted model, not a curated record. Gene Ontology annotation, biological process: protein localization to membrane.